Amborella trichopoda is the source of this 2336-nucleotide messenger RNA. RefSeq names its product Pectin lyase-like superfamily protein. The record is from RefSeq and is a predicted model, not a curated record. NCBI's taxonomy places the organism in Eukaryota, Viridiplantae, Streptophyta, Magnoliopsida, Amborellales, Amborellaceae. Gene Ontology annotation, molecular function: polygalacturonase activity. Gene Ontology annotation, biological process: carbohydrate metabolic process.
UUUACAUAAUCAGAUUUAGCGAGGCUUGAGUUUCUUAGGACGGACACAAGUGAUUCGGUAAUUAUCUCUCCGGCUGCUUCUCCUCUGCAACUCUUUCUCUCUCCAUCAUUCUCUCUCUAUACGAUAUCGAGGAUAUGAUGUAUUUCUCUCUCUAUAUAUGUGAAAGCGGAAUCGUCGCUCUUACUUCUCUUGAAUCCUACUCCAUCUCAAACUCCUCAAACCCUUAUUUUGCAUCCUUAAAGCUCUACACUCAUCGCACGAACCUUAUCCAUAAUCACAAUUGCGCACCCAUUUAGCCUACAAAUCGUCCGUUUUCACCACAAAAAUCAACGUCAAAUCCUUUGCAGUCCCGUCGACGGUAGCUGAUUGAUGUAAAAAUGGCCGGGUUUUAUAGCCAUUACACUUAUCAUCAGUUCCAGACCUCAAAUCCGAAGUAAUCUCUAUGAGAGCAGGAGAUCGAGAUAAAAGUCGUGGAUUUCGGUGCACGAGAGGCUAUUUUCACGCCAUAAAGUUCUCACAUUUACAUUAUCAUCCUAAUGCUUGUAAUGAUUGCCUAUAUUGGAUCAUAUAAUAUGAUUUUUGGGGCUUAUUCCUGUGCAUUCUCCAUAAAUUCUUCCAAUCAUCGAUAAAAUAGCCGAUUUCUUUACACGAUACGCUAUUCUCAAAGCUUCAGGGGAAGGGAAUCCCCUAAGCUUUCUCUGCAACUUCCAUGGCGGAUUUUCUCGGAUCAAACGUACGUGUAUCAGAUAUCAGAAAGUGGAUUUCUACUCAAUUCUCCUCAUAUAAGGCAUGGUUUGCGGCUCUCUGGUUUCUAGUGUUUUUAUCAUUGUUCAUAUGGCAAAAAAGCUCUGUAGAGGGCAUUCUAGCUUCAAGGAGAGUUCCUUCAAGGCCGCUCCCAAAAUUAAGACCGGUGGCCUAUAAUCUGAGCGAUUUUGGAGGUGUAGGUGAUGGCGUCACUGUAAAUACCAAGGCUUUUGAGAAAGCCAUUGAAGCUAUCUCGAAGCUCCGGAGCAGUGGUGGUGGUCAACUUAAUGUGGAGAGUGGGAGGUGGCUCACUGCUCCAUUUAACCUAACCAGUCAUAUGACCCUAUUUCUUGCUGAAGAUGCUGUGAUUCUAGGGAUUGAGGACGAGAGGUAUUGGCCGUUGAUGCCGCCCUUGCCCUCUUAUGGAUAUGGGAGAGAGCAUCCUGGCCCUCGAUAUGGCAGUCUGAUUCAUGGUCAAAAUCUCAAGGAUGUUGUGAUAACUGGACAUAAUGGCACCAUAGAUGGGCAGGGCCCAGCAUGGUGGAGGAAGUAUCGUAAGAAGCUCCUCAACCACACAAGAGGACCACUUAUACAACUUAUGUGGUCAAGCGACGUUAAGAUAUCAAACGUAACCCUACAGAAUUCGCCGUUUUGGACAUUCCACCCCUAUGAUUGCAAGAAUGUGGUUGUAUCUGGCAUUACCAUCUUAGCACCACUCUUUGAAGCGCCCAAUACGGAUGGAAUUGAUCCUGACUCAUGUGAGAACAUGUUGAUCGAAAACUCUUACAUUAGUGUUGGGGAUGAUGGUAUAGCCAUCAAGAGCGGCUGGGACCAGUAUGGAAUAGCCUAUGGCCGACCGUCCGUUAACAUUACCAUCCGAAACGUUGUCCUAAGAUCAAUGGUGAGCGCAGGGGUAUCUAUCGGCAGUGAGAUGUCGGGGGGUGUUUCGGACGUUUUAGUGGAGAAUGCCCUCAUAUGGAACUCGAGGCGUGCUGUGCGCAUCAAGACUGCCCCUGGCCGUGGGGGCUACGUGCGUAACAUCUUGUACCACAACCUCACCUUUGACAACCUUCGUGUUGGCAUUGUCAUAAAGACCGACUACAAUGAGCAUCCGGACUCUGGCUAUGACCCGAUGGCAAGACCCGCCCUUGAGAACAUCACGUUUGCUGGGAUCCAUGGACAAUUGGUUAGGGUCCCUGUUAGAAUCGAGGGUAGUGAUGAGAUCCCAGUAAAAAAUGUGGAGUUUCGUGAUUUAUCAGUGGGGUUGUCAUAUAAGAAGAAGCAUGUGUUUCAGUGCUCGCAUGUGAGUGGGAGGGUGAUAGGGUCAGUCUUCCCAGCCCCAUGCAUGAACCUUGACUUGUAUGAUGAGGCGGGGAGGCUCGUGAGGCAGUCGGUCUCAUCAAAUGCUUCUGAUAUCGACUAUGACUUCUAGCCUUCUUUGGGGGAGUCGAGGCACUCGUUCUCUCUCCCACACUUUCUUUCUUCUUUUUUAACAGUUGUUUGCCUCUCCCUUCUCUCUCUAUAGUUCUUUUUUAUUAUUGUUUCUUGUAGAAAUGCAUUUUUUUAUUCAUAGGAAUUUUGGUUCCUCAGUC